Molecule: messenger RNA, 3101 nt
Organism: Mugil cephalus (flathead mullet)
Lineage: Eukaryota; Metazoa; Chordata; Actinopteri; Mugiliformes; Mugilidae
Gene: nim1ka
Product: NIM1 serine/threonine protein kinase a
Exons: 7
Coding region: 732-2183 (483 amino acids)
Biological process (GO): protein phosphorylation; microtubule cytoskeleton organization; intracellular signal transduction
Cellular component (GO): cytoplasm
Molecular function (GO): protein serine/threonine kinase activity; tau-protein kinase activity; ATP binding
Source: RefSeq, a predicted model, not a curated record
CUAAAUGCAAUGCCUGCUUAUCAACACACCUCCUUAAGUCCCCAGCUUGUUCCCUGACCCCACCUUGAUCUCCUGCGCUAAUAGCCUGGCCAGCGAGCGUGGUGCGUGACACAAACAGAUCGGGUUACCUGGCGUCCCUAACCACCUGCGCGGAGCGGGACAGCUCCUGUGGUACUGAACUCAAGUGUUCCCGGUUCUUGCUUCUCAUUGGUUACGCGGCGGACUCCUCGGCCAGCCGCUGAUUCGCCAGUUCACCUGCUCGUUAAGCGGAUUUCCUUCACAACAGACCGAGCCGGGGAGCAGCUGCAGCGGAGCCGGUGCGCUCAAUGUCACCGGCACCGGAGAAGAUGAAUUUUGUCGGGAGGACCGUAAACACUGUCGCCACAGACCGACGAAGACGCUCAGCCAACGACUGCAAGUGAGGAAAAACUUAAACAUCAACCACGAGACAAUAAACUGCUUCAAGCUCCAGGACAGAUUGAGGCGCGGGAGACUUGGGAAAUUGUGGAUGCAGCAUGUGCUUGUAGCCAUGAAGAAUGUGCUUGGACCAGUUUGGUUGAGAAACACAGAAGUGCUCAUUCAUAAGAACUUUUCAACGAAUCAGCUGUCUGAAUAGUUAUGAUAUUUGGGCACUGAAAACGAUGUACCUUCUAAAUGGCUGGCAUGUCUGAAGUCCUACAUCACUCCCAGCUAUGAGCUAAGCCCACUCCACCCUGGGCGUCCCCCGCAGGAUGACCGCUGUCUGCCCCGCCGAGAGCAGCCCAGAAGGGGUUACCGCUGGGGCAGGGGCAGCAGGCUCUCGGGCUUCGGGGGCAGCAGGCAUCACUGGGAAGAGCUCAGCUUCCGGGGUAGAGACCGGAGAGUCUAAUGGAGACUCUGUCGGGGGGUCCGUCGGAGGCACGGCCGUGGUUGCGAGUGGCCAAAGGUACGCCCGCUGGAGCCGCCAGGACAGCUCUGACAUCAACACGGACGAUGAGGGCGCAACCGUCCGCCGCCUCACUCCGCUGGAGAGGCUUAACCUGGACAUGUGCCAGGAUGACAGGGUGGUUCGCGAGCUAACAGUGGGCAGGAGAAUCGGCUUCUACAAAAUUCGCGGAGAGAUUGGGUGUGGAAAUUUCUCCCAUGUGAAGCUUGGAAUCCAUGCGCUCACCAAAGACAAAGUGGCCAUAAAGAUCUUAGACAAAACCAAGCUGGAUCAGAAGACCCAGAGGCUGCUGUCCAGAGAGAUCUCUAGCAUGGAGAAGCUCCACCACCCAAACAUCAUACGACUCUACGAGGUGGUGGAGACUUUGUCAAGGUUACACCUGGUGAUGGAGUACGCGGGCGGAGGGGAGCUCUACACCAAGAUCACUACAGAAGGGAAACUAUCGGAUACUGAUAGCAAGAUUGUCUUCGCCCAGAUACUCUCUGCUGUUAAACACAUGCACGAAAACAACAUCAUCCACCGUGACUUGAAGGCAGAAAACGUCUUCUACACCAGCAGCUCGUGUGUCAAAGUAGGGGAUUUUGGAUUUAGUACGCUGAGCCGCCGUGACGAAACACUCAACACAUUCUGUGGCUCUCCACCUUAUGCUGCGCCUGAACUCUUCCGCGAUGAGCACUAUGUCGGCAUCUACGUGGACAUCUGGGCCCUGGGGGUGAUGCUGUUCUUCAUGGUGACGGGGACCAUGCCGUUCAGGGCAGACACUGUGGCCAAACUGAAGCGGUGCAUCAUGGAAGGGGCCUACGUCCUGCCCACCUGGGUGCCCGAGGCAUGUCAGCGGCUGAUCAGGGGGAUCCUCCAGCCCGUACCAUCUGACCGCUGUACGGUGGAGCAGAUGAUGGGCUGUGAGUGGCUGCUCCCCGUGGACUUCCCGCGCCCCAUGGAGCCUUUUAAACUCGACCCAUCCUACCUAGCGGAGAGCGACACAUCUGAACUCGAGGAGGAGGAGAUGGAGGUGAAGCUAGCACUGGAGACGCUGGGAAUCACGUCAGAACACAUCCUCAACAACCAGGGGAAAGACUGCAGGAGCUCCAUCACUGGGGUCUAUCGGAUCCUGCUGCACCGCGCUCACAAGAGACGGGUCGUGGAGAGCAUUCCUGCGGUCGCGCAGGUUGUCGGACCGUCGACAAAAAGUAAAAAGGAGCGGCUGAAAGUGUACCGCAGUUUACGCCACACAUCUAAACUCUGUGUGAUCCUGUGACAAAAUGCUCUGCUUUGCUCUAGAAAUAAAUUGACUUCAUAGUCUGGGAGAAGACUGCAUGGAUUCCACUAGAAAUCAAAAAAGUGCUCUUCAGUCCAGUAAUAUUUGAAAUCAUGGUAAAUAACACUCAGCUCCUGAAAUCAGGCAUUUCUUAAGUACCUUGUUAGUAAAAUUAGUCUCAGUAAUAAUGUUGCUGCCAGUCACUUAUUAUUAUUGUUUCAUUUUCCUGACAGGGCGGGGACCCCUGAUUCUCAUAAUUUAGAAACAAUAUGAGAUGUAUAAUUAAUUUUACUAAAUAUAGUAAGGAUUAGUAGGCAUACAGGUCUUGCUACAUCAGUCACACAGGACAGAUAUUUACAACAUACAGUAGCUCACACCCAUUCAAUGCUCAGUUGUGUUGUAACAACAAAUCCUGCGAAAAUCAAUGUAGCAUAAAUCUAAAGGAAAAGAGGUAGAAAUCCACGACAUUAUGCUGAGGCGAUAAAGUGGUGAAACAUGCAAUCAAUACAUGAAAUGUGCUGUCUUUAAUGUUCAAUUGCACUUUUCUUCGAUGCCUUAGGUGUUUUUUUUAACAUGUGAUGAGAUCUGAUGGACUGGUUUACCUAUAAUCCUUAAUGUUUGUGAUGCUAUAAAUAGAGAUUUCACAUCUUACGUAUCUCUAUGAGAUGUUCCUACUGUUAGACCGGUUGACCUCACAUACCUCACUAUUUUCCCCAUGGCUUGAAAAAAGCCUGUGAAUGACAUUAAGCUAUGAAUACCCAAAUACCAGCUACAAGAGUUAUUGGUUCGUGUGGCAAAAUCACUGACACAAUUUCAGUAUGAGAUUCAGUCGUUGGAUUUUUAAUCAUAUGAUGCCAUGUUCAUGCUAAUGUGCUGAUUGAAAUAAAUAAAAGUAUGAAACACACUUUUCUUCUCCUU